This is a messenger RNA of Lycium barbarum (goji berry), 974 nucleotides long. RefSeq lists its product as uncharacterized. The transcript has 2 exons. Bases 143 to 844 code for a protein of 233 amino acids. Lineage: Eukaryota; Viridiplantae; Streptophyta; Magnoliopsida; Solanales; Solanaceae. The record is from RefSeq and is a predicted model, not a curated record.
GCAUUCAAGUAGUAGAAUCAGAUUACACCAAUUUACAAGAACAUUAAAAUUAGUGAAGACCAAGCAAAUUCUCCCAAAUACAUUCAUUUUUGUAUUUUGAGCAUUUAGAUAGAGUCCUAGCUUCAAAAUUGACUCAAUUAAAAUGGAGAAACAAGUUUUGGAUUACGUGUUGGUACCAGUAGGCCUCGUCUUCAUGGUUGUUUAUCAUGUAUGGCUUCUUCAUCGCAUCCUUAAACACCCUUCCCGAACUGUCAUCGGCAUCAAUUCCAUCAAUCGUCACUUCUGGGUUCGCGCUAUGAUGGAGGACCCCUCGAAAAAUGGAGUUCUAGCUGUACAGACAUUAAGGAACAACAUAAUGGCGUCAACACUUUUGGCAUCUACGGCGAUUAUGCUCAGUUCUCUGAUCGCCGUUUUAAUGACCGGCGGAAGCAAGGGCCGUUCUAUCGGUUUUCAUGUUUACGGAGACACAAGCGAGCUUUGCCUGUCGAUUAAGUUCUUCUCUAUAUUGGUAUGUUUUAUGGUGGCGUUUUUGUUUAAUGUGCAGUCAAUCAGGUAUUACAGUCACGCUAGCAUACUCAUAAACGUGCCCUACAAGAAAUUGGAUUCUUCGAGACAUUGUGUGACAGCGGCGUAUGUAGGGAGAACAGUGAAUAGAGGCAGCUAUUUCUGGUCACUUGGACUGCGUGCGUUUUAUUUUUCGUUUCCGUUAUUUUUGUGGAUCUUUGGACCUAUUCCUAUGUUCCUUUGCUGCAUUUUCCUGGUUUUUAUGCUUUAUUUCCUCGACGGUAGUUCAGAUUUUGGGUGGAUUGCACCAACUGAUGUGGAGACUCAACAGACAGCUUGAUGUCAGAUUUUCGAGAGAGCAGUUUAAAUUCAAUCCAAGUUGCAUUGAACUGCUUGACUACCGUGUAAUGUUCUGUGCCUUCUAAUAACAAUUCUUGUGGAGAAUUGGAAUAUAAUACUUAAUUUGAGUA